AAAGAAUCAGCCCAUCCAUCCACCCAGCAAAAGUGGAGAGGGUGAGGGUGAGGAAGAAAAGGAGGAGCAUGUUGAGGCUCCAGAACCAAAGGAAAAGGAAGAUCUCAACCUCAGACCUAUCGUGGAUUCUGUUUUUGGCCAAUUGUGAUGAGUAUUCCUUGUCCCUGCUCUGUUAACAUGGUUGAUACAUGAUAUGGAUGGUUCCUUGUUGAGGUGCCCCAACUCAUUUCUUUUCUCUUUUAAUUGGCACUCUAAUUUACUGUUGAAUGCAGACUUGACAAUCUUGAAAUCUUGAAGACCCAACAUAUUUUUAGAUUAAAUGGUACCAUAACCGUCAUGAUAUGUGGGUUAUCUGUAUAUUUACAUGCUACCCUUGAUUGAAUCUAACUGUGUAUGCAAUGUAAAAAAAUAAUUUUUAGAAACAUAGCAUCAUGUUAUCUAGGUGUAGUUUAACUGACUUUUAAUUACAGCAUUUACAUUUUUUGUUCAUUGCUUAUUUUAUUUUUAUUUUUACUUCACGAUUAUAACAGUAUAACCUAGAAAGUCGUGUUUUUUUACUGAAACCGGUUCAUACAUGAUGAAGUACCUUUUUUUUGACUGGCAAUACAUUUAUCUACUGUAUAUACUUUUAUUGCAUAUAUGACAUGACUUUUCUGGGAAAGUACUUGCGUCCCAGUAUCACUUACUUCAUUAGCAGAUAAGUGGUUAGGUGAUUGCGAGGCUUGAGAUGACAGGUUAAGGAGCUGUCCUAACAAGCGCAUCUGUCCCCUCUUGGUUCAUCCGCUCAUGACCUGGUCCUAGCCUUGUGGUGUUGCAUUCCCACACUAGGAUAACCUUGCAUCCAGUGCUAAUCACUUGAUAUUGAGCUUGAAUCACCAGCGGUGAGCACACCAGAAACCCAAUCUUGCCCACUCACCUUUCUGGAAGAGGGAUCAUUGCUUGUUAUUGUCAUAAUUAUUUAAUUGGCUUGGAGACAUAGAUAGCUGCGCACUAACUUAGCAGGAUUCCUUCACUGAGUCAUUGCCUAAGCGGCGAAGUAACAUAUUUUCUUGCUUUACUUACAUGCAGAUAAAAGCACAACAAAAAUAAUAAUCUGUGAUAGGCUGAUGUUUUUAAUUUGCUCAGUAAUUAUCAUUAGAGCAUUCAGUGAAACACUAUCCAUUAGUUUAAGUCUCCUGAGAAUGGGUAUUGUUAGAUAAAAGGGUUAACAUGCAGUUUAGGUUGACUAGUCUGACAUCUGAUUAUCAUUAAGUCAAUAAAUAAAGCAGGGUAUUUGAACUGGAUAUGUGAGGCAGUCUAUUCUCCACUUAAAUGGGUGGGUAAUCCAAAGGCAGGGUUUUAUUUCUAAAUCGAAUUAAUAAUAAAUGAAAUUCCUGCUACACACAUGGCAGUCUUUAAAAACAAAGAUCUCAAACUACAGCGAGUUUGAUAGCUAGGUUUUGUAUUCCAUUUCGGGCCAAAUGAACUGUGCCAAAAAAUUAAGAGAUUAAAAGAUAGUGUAGUCUUAGAAAGGGGCUUCCAAACCUUGGGCUCAUAUAAUGUGUGAGGAAUAAAAAUAUUUAUUAUUUAUAUUAUUAUUAUUAAUAUUUAUAAAUACUUAUUUUAGAAAGUGAGUAUUUUAAAUAUUAAAAACAUAACAUUUAAAAGUGCCCCUAUUAUGGGUUAUGAAAUAUUUUGAUUUUGGAAGUCUCAAACAACAGGUUAACUUGCAUGCAAGGUCAAAAAACACUUUAAUUUACUUAUAAUAUGCAUUUUUUUUGUUCAGCGAUUCGUUGAAGGAUUCCAAACCCAUACAAUGAUUGGUUAAUUUAAUAUAAAGCAGUGUUUGUGAGCUUUUAUUGCUCCAAAGCGAGUGGCAAAAAUGAUUUUGCAUUUCCAUUCAGACCAAUGUGAAAAGACCAACAAGUGGGCGGGCAAUAUGUUAAUGUUUCAUGUUGACAUCAGCAUGAAACGGCUUGGGAUUCGUUUUAAUAAUGACUUUUUUCAAUUAUUCAGAAUCGACUCUGUCUUUUCAGAGACAAUAGCAUCAUACAUGGUGCUUAAAACUUUGCAGGAUGUUUUCAUGUUGCACACUGAAUGAAAGGGACACUUGUAAGAUUUUAGAUCAAUUAAGGAUUCUGUAGACUGGCAGUACCUCCUAGUGGCCACUGCUUUAAAAUCCUUGUUCUAAAACAAACCACUUUGUGUAUGUUGGCACUUCUGUGUUAUAUUUUUUAUCUGUAGUAUCAAAGAAAACCCCCACUGAUUUAUAGCAGCAUAACCUGAAAGGAUUAUUUUUCUUCUGGCCUGUCUUGUCUCUCUGUCACUACACACACAGCACAAGAUAUGAUUGUUAUUACUCAUACAGUCUGCAUGUGCGGCAGCUGGUGAACACAGACACAUCUGGGACUCCAGUCCCACAAUGCUCUGCUGCUCAUAGAAUGGCCUCAUCUGACUUGACUCUAAUCUAUUGGCCCAAACAUGCAGACUCAAACGAAUUCCUCCUUAUACGCUCCACACUUACAUCAUGAUGGUUAAUGUUAUACACUAUAUUAUACAAUAAACAGCGGCAUUCAUUUAUUUGCUCCUCUUUUUUAAAACAGCAAACCUGGCCCAGAAACACAUUUUAAUACGCUGCGUGUAUGUGUGUGUGGAUUACAGUAGAUUAUAGUUCUAACAGGCUGGUAGCACAGGGCAGGCUCGCUGGGUUUUACUAAAAAAAUGAGUGUGGAUUAAAGAACAGUUCUCUGUUCAUCUGCCCAAAGGUGUGUUCUGAUUAGAUAGGAUUAUCACACGGACACACACGCAACUUUAACCUCAGUGUUCAACAGACUCUUUUAAUAACCUUUUCAAUUUUCUUUCUGUGUCAUCUUCUUCGUAGUAAUGUUACAAGCUAAGCACUCUUUCUUAGUAGUUUACCUAUAUAACGGCUGUCAAAUCUGAAACCACUAAAUAUUCACUAAUACAUUCACUUUUAUAUUCUGACCCCAACAAUUUAAAGUAAAACUUAACAUGAAUUCAGGUUCGUCUAAAGCCUAAUGACCAUGUUCUCCGACAUUUUGAGAUAAGAAAAUAUGUUUUACAGAGGGAGCUUGCAUGAACAGUGUCACAGAACGUUUGUCAUUGAAAAUGAGCAAAAUGGUUAAAUAUCAUUAUGUUAUCAACAAAUAUUAACGGACCACUCUUUCUUGCACUUUAACUUAUUUCUCUUUGAAUCCUCUCGUGCUCUUUAUUUCUCUCUUUCUGUACAUCAUCCCAUGGCUCUCCGUCAUUAAUCUGAACUAGGGGGGAUUAAAAAAGCUUCUCGUUUUAUCGUCUAAUUCUCACCCUCCCCUUACCUCCCCCUCCUGCUCUGCGUCUCUCUCUUUCAGCCUGCAAACCAAAUCAUUUGCAUGGGACUGCAAUCUGUGAGUGGAUAGGGUAGAGAGGGAGAGACCUGGAGAUUGAUUAUAUGAUUUGUAAAGAUGGCAAGAAUAGUCAAAAGUGAGCUUGCAUGUUUGAAAUGUUAGAUUUAUUUGUAUUUUGCUUUUUUUGGAUUAUAAGAGAGGAUCCGAGAUGAGAAAGAAUGCAAAGGUUUAUAGAUACAUUUAUUAAAUUGAACAGCGUGGAUUUUAAUUAGCUUAACAUGGAAGCAGGUGAGUGUUGCAUUCUCAGUCCACUCGAUAAAUUAAUUAUAUAAAAAGGGCAAGAAGAAGAGAAACAUCUUCACUGAGGACUAAAGCAUGGGAAACUGCACCAAGCCAUCUAUGAAAAACAAAAUUAAGAAGGUAAGAGAAACAUAUUUAAAGGUCAGGGCCUGUGUAUCAGUAAACCGUGUCUUUGCGUUAAUUGUAAUUUUGAAAUGCGUGUGGCAAGAAGCGUACUUUAAGACUUAACUCAUAUUGUAAAGAAAGCAAGCAGUAUUUCAAUAAUAUUAUAACACUUCAUUAGUUUAAGGACAUGUCAAACAAAUUGACUAAACUGUGCUUAAUUAGAUUAUGUCUCAAGUAAAAUGUGGCCCCACCCUAAGGGUGUGGCUGAGGGUAAAGGGGCUGGGCCAGAGGCUCCAGGGCCCCGCCCACCCGGAGAAGCAGACGGAGAAAAUGAAGUAACUUCUGAGUUUAAGGGGCAUCUGAGUGCACUAGUCCAAAACUGCACCAUGCUUCAUAACAUCGUUGGACCAGCAUGCAUCUUCCUAAGACAGGGCUUCGCAAAGUCACAGCUCGACAGGGAGCUGCGGCCAGAGGAGAUAGAAGAACUAAGGGAAGCCUUUAAGGAGUUUGAUAGGAACAAAGGCUACAUCAACUGCAGGGACCUGGGCGAAUGCAUGCGGACGAUGGGAUACAUGCCGACAGAGAUGGAACUAAUCGAACUGAGUCAACAAAUAAGUGGGGGUAAAAUUGACUUUGAGGAUUUCGUGGAGCUCAUGGGCCCCAAAAUGCUGGCGGAGACAGCAGACAUGAUUGGAGUCAAGGAGCUCAGAGAUGCCUUUAAAGAGUUUGACUCCAAUGGUGAUGGGCAAAUCAGCGUCUCAGAACUGAGAGAAGCCAUGAAAAAACUAAUGGGGGAGCAGCUGAAUCCCAGGGAUAUCGACGAUAUACUUCGUGAUGCCGACCUCAAUGGGGACGGACUUGUUGAUUUUGAAGAGUUUGUGAGGAUGAUGUCCCGCUGACAGAAGCCACACAGAAAGACUUUAUUUUCAUCUCGAGACACAUGGUGCAGCUAUCUGAAUGUUUUCAAUAUGCCUCAAGAGAUAACCAUUUGUAAAAAAUAUUUUUCAUUUUAUUUAUUUAGUAGCCUAUAUGCAUUCAUCAAGAGCAGUUUCUCAUUUCAAUAGAGUAAUGUUGUAAAUGUAUUGUUUAAUCGGUAUUUUCAAAGACUUAUUUGUCUGAUUACGUGUGAACUGAAUUUGUAUAGUGUGCUUCAUUUUUAAAAAAACAAUUAAAUUAAAUCAUUAGAUUACA
This is a messenger RNA of Puntigrus tetrazona (Sumatra barb), 4922 nucleotides long. It is a transcript of the gene cabp2b, whose product is annotated as calcium binding protein 2b. The record is from RefSeq and is a predicted model, not a curated record. Lineage: Eukaryota; Metazoa; Chordata; Actinopteri; Cypriniformes; Cyprinidae. Bases 3971 to 4630 code for a protein of 219 amino acids. Gene Ontology annotation, molecular function: calcium ion binding. The transcript is spliced from 7 exons.